UGAGGAGCAGAGACUCCGGACUCCUCGCGCAGCUCAGGUCUCCUCGGACUCCGCCCCAACCGAGCUGGAAGCUCAGCGGGCCUCACCCCAGGCUCCGCCAUUAGGGUUGGGGUGGCGGGAUGAGAGUGUGAGUGGCGUUCACGUAGUACCCCUCCGGGGCCCUGACACCUUCCCCAAACCCAGCCAUUAGAGUAACAUUUCAGCCGCCCUUCACCGAAGCCAUAACCAUAUUCGACGUGAGCUCUGCCCAGUAAGGAAUGGGAUCUUCAAUUGGCGAGUGGAUUGGAUUGCAUUCAAUCCAAUAACAGAGGGCUAUCCGCCUCACACGCGGGUGUAGGGCCCUGGUUUAGAAGUUGAGGAAAGGAUAGCGGCCGAACUACAACUCCCAAGAGAUACUGGGGUUAUCCAGCUCUCCUUAUGCACGUGACUUCCUUCUCCCGGAGAGGGAAUCACGCGGUAGGCCGUUGAUGGGGCGGGGCCAUUGGGCUAGCAGGGGCGCUAGUGGCCUAUGCGCAGCACGCUCUGAUGGGCGCGCGGUAGGGGGCGGGGUUAGUCGUGCAGCCCUGCGCGGCAGCGCGCUGGCUGAGGCGGCUGUUGGGGGGCGGGGAAUAUCAGCUAAGGCGACCGUGGCGGCUUAGGCGACCGUGGCGGCUUAGGCACCAGCGACGGGUUGUGACGGCGGCUCCUGGUGCGGCUCGGCGCGCGGCCAGCUCUCAAGUUCGGAACGGAACGCUCGGUGUCACGGUCCCUGCCCGGAAACUUUGCCGCGGAGCCGCGACCUCCUGGCCCGAGCGGCCGGGCAUGAAGCGGCGCUGAGGAGCUGCCGCCGCCGCUGCCGCCGCCUCCGUCGCCGCCGCCGCCAGAGGAGGAGCCGCAGCACCCUGGGCCACGCCGAUGACUACUGCAAACUGUGGCGCCCACGACGAGCUCGACUUCAAACUCGUCUUUGGCGAGGACGGGGCGCCGGCGCCGCCGUCCUCGGGCUCGCGGCCUGCAGAUCUUGAGCCAGAUGAUUGUGCAUCCAUUUACAUCUUUAAUGUAGAUCCACCUCCAUCUACUUUAAACUCACCACUUUGCUUACCACAUCAUGGAUUACCGUCUCACUCUUCUGUUUUGUCACCAUCGUUUCAGCUCCAAGGUCACAAAAACUAUGAAGGAACUUGUGAGAUUCCUGAAUCUAAAUACAGCCCUUUAAGUGGUCCCAAACCCUUUGAGUGUCCAAGUAUUCAAAUUACAUCCAUCUCUCCUAACUGUCAUCAAGAAAUAGAUACUCAUGAAGAUGACCUACACAUAAAUGAUCCAGAAAGGGAAUAUUUGGAAAGGCCUUCUAGAGAUCAUCUCUAUCUUCCUCUUGAGCCAUCCUACCGGGAGUCUUCCCUUAGUCCUAGUCCUGCCAGCAGCAUCUCUUCUAGGAGCUGGUUCUCAGAUGCAUCUUCUUGCGAAUCUCUUUCACACAUUUAUGAUGAUGUGGAUUCGGAAUUGAAUGAAGCUGCCGCCCGAUUUACUCUUGGAUCCCCUCUGACUUCUCCUGGUGGCUCACCAGGAGGUUGCCCUGGAGAAGAGUCCUGGCAUCAACAAUAUGGACUUGGACACUCCUUGUCACCCAGGCAAUCUCCUUGCCACUCUCCUAGAUCUAGUGUUACUGAUGAGAAUUGGCUGAGCCCCAGGCCAGCCUCAGGACCCUCAUCAAGGCCUACUUCCCCCUGUGGGAAACGACGGCACUCCAGUGCUGAGGUUUGUUAUGUUGGGUCCCUUUCACCCCAUCAUUCACCUGUUCCUUCUCCUGGUCACUCCCCCAGGGGAAGUGUAACAGAAGAUACCUGGCUUAAUGCUUCUGUCCAGGGUGGAUCAGGCCUUGGCCCUGCACUUUUUCCAUUUCAGUACUGUGUAGAGACUGAUAUCCCUCUGAAAACAAGGAAGACUUCUGAAGAUCAAGCUACCAUACUACCAGGAAAAUUAGAGCUCUGUUCAGAUGACCAAGGGAGUUUAUCACCAUCCCGGGAGACUUCAGUAGAUGAUGGCCUUGGAUCUCAGUAUCCUUUAAAGAAAGAUUCAUCUGGUGACCAAUUUCUUUCAGUUCCUUCACCUUUUACCUGGAGCAAACCAAAGCCUGGCCACACCCCAUUAUUUCGCACAUCUUCAUUACCUCCACUAGACUGGCCUUUACCAACUCAUUUUGGACAAUGUGAACUGAAAAUAGAAGUGCAACCUAAAACUCAUCAUCGAGCCCAUUAUGAAACUGAAGGUAGCCGAGGAGCAGUAAAAGCAUCUACUGGGGGACAUCCUGUUGUCAAGCUCCUGGGCUAUAAUGAAAAGCCGAUAAAUCUACAGAUGUUUAUUGGAACAGCAGAUGAUCGAUAUUUACGACCUCAUGCAUUUUACCAGGUGCAUCGAAUCACUGGGAAGACUGUUGCUACUGCAAGUCAAGAGAUAAUAAUUGCCAGCACAAAGGUUCUGGAAAUUCCCCUUCUUCCUGAAAACAAUAUGUCAGCCAGUAUUGACUGUGCAGGUAUUUUGAAACUCCGCAAUUCAGAUAUAGAACUUCGAAAAGGAGAAACUGAUAUUGGCAGAAAGAAUACUAGAGUACGACUUGUAUUCCGUGUGCACAUCCCACAGCCCAAUGGAAAAGUCCUUUCUCUUCAGACAGCUUCCAUACCUGUUGAGUGCUCUCAGCGGUCUGCUCAAGAACUUCCUCAUAUUGAGAAGUAUAGUAUCAACAGUUGUUCUGUAAAUGGAGGUCAUGAAAUGAUUGUGACUGGAUCUAAUUUUCUUCCAGAAUCCAAAAUCAUUUUUCUUGAGAAAGGACAAGAUGGACGACCUCAGUGGGAGGUAGAAGGGAAAAUAAUCCGGGAAAAAUGUCAAGGGGCUCACAUUGUCCUUGAAGUUCCUCCAUAUCAUAACCCAGCAGUUACAGCUGCAGUGCAGGUGCACUUUUAUCUUUGCAAUGGCAAGAGGAAAAAAAGCCAGUCUCAACGUUUUACUUAUACACCAGUUUUGAUGAAGCAAGAACACAAAGAAGAGGUUGACUUGUCUUCAGUUCCGUCAUUGUCUGUGCCUCAUCCUGCCCAGACCCAGAGGCCUUCUUCAGACACAGGACACCCACAUAACAGUGUACUGUCAACACAGAGAAGUUUGGUUUGUCCCAUCCAGCAAACAUAUGCAUCCAUGGUAACUUCAUCUCAUCUGCCACAGUUGCAGUGUAGGGAUGAAAGCGCUGGUAAAGAACAGCAUAUGUUACCUUCUUCAGUCAUGCACCAGCCUUUUCAAGUCACACCAACACCUCCUGUGGGGUCUUCCUAUCAGCCUAUGCAAACUAAUGUUGUGUACAACGGACCAGCUUGUCUUCCAGUUAAUGCUGCCUCUAGUCAAGAAUUUGAUCCAGUUUUGUUUCCACAGGAUGCAGCUCUUCCUACUUUAAUAAAUCUUGGCUGUCAACCAUCGUCAUCCAUACCUUUUCAUUCUUCAAAUUCAGGCCCAACAGGACAUCUCUUAGCCCACACACCUCAUUCGGUACAGACCCUGCCUCAUCUGCAGUCAAUGGGAUACCAUUGUUCAACCACAGGACAGAGAUCUCUUUCUUCUCCAGGGGCUGACCAGGUCGCAGGCCAGCCUUCCCCUCAGUUACAGCCCAUUACAUAUGGUCCUUCACAUUCAGGGUCUGGUACAGCAGCUUCCCCAGUAGCCUCUCAUCCCCUGGCUAGUUCACCACUUUCUGGGCCACCAUCUCCUCAGCUACAGCCUAUGCCUUACCAAUCUCCUAGCUCAGGAACUGCCUCAUCACCAUCUCUAGCCACCAGAAUGCAUUCUGGACAGCACUCAACUCAAGCACAAAGUACAGGCCAGGGAGGUCUUUCUGCACCUUCAUCCUUAAUAUGUCGCAAUUUGUGUGAUCCAGCUUCAUUUCCACCUGAUGAGGCAACUGUGAACAUUAAGCCUGAACCUGAAGAGCAGGAACCUAACUUUUCAACAAUUGGUCUACAGGACAUCACUUUAGAUGAUGUGAACGAGAUAAUUGGGAGAGACAUGUCCCAGAUUUCUGUUUCCCAAGGAACAGGGGUGAGCAGGCAGGCUCCCCUCCCUGGUCCCGAUUCCCUGGAUUUGGGAAGAUCCGAUGGGCUCUGACAGUGCUCCCUGCAGCCAUGUGUCUACCACCAUGUACUUCUCAGCAUGUUUCUCUCCUUGGACCGUGGGUUUCCAACUCUGUGGCCUUCAGGACUGGCGCCAGGAGUUGGGAUCACUAUAUGUGGGGAAAUCAGCAUUCCUCCACCUCAGGCCUUGGGUAGAUUGUGAAAGAACAAGAGCAGCAUAGACUGAGCUUUGGGGAAAUGAGCUUUGCUUUUUAUAUUUAAAUAGGAUACUUUUAUAUGAUGGGUGCUUUUGAGUGUGAAUGCAGCAGGCUCUCGCAUUUCAGAGGUGCUGCUUUUGCAAGUGACCUGGUUGCUUAGCUAUGGUUGGUGAUUUGUACUCCUUUAUGGUCAUUUGAAGGACUCUUUAGCUUUGAUGAUUAUUUUUAAAGUAGGAACUUUUGAUAAAACCUUCCAGAGGCAAACAUAAUAGAAAAAAAAAAAAAAUUCUCCCAAGCCCACACCUAUGCCUCAGAAACAGCAUGUCCUAAAGCCUUUCAUAGAUUUAUAGGAAAUAAAGCCAAAUGUAGCUCAUACCUCUUUAUAAAAGUAAACUGUUAAAGUAAGAGGAGACCAUUCCAAUCAUUGAAGUGUUGGAAUAUUAAACGACAUUCCAGAGCAUAGCCUUUUGUAACUUUCUAGGUGAUCUUUCUGCAAUCUCUCCGUACUGACUCCAUGUUGAAAUUGCUUUUUUGCCUCAGGCCUUGGAUAAGAUAGCUACGCGUAAGGUGACUUUGAAAGGUGGGUUGUUUUAGCUUCGUAGCUUUAAUAUCUUGCCAUCCUGCAAACAAGUAGGCUGUGGACUGCUUUUCCCUUUUGUGCCCUCUGGUCUCAGACCUUUUCCACAUGGGAGUAUCCUCAUUUGGCUGCUCUGUAACCUUUGAAGCCACAGUCUCAUGAUGGUUUAGGCAAAUUUGCUGGUUCUAACUAAUUUCUAGAGGCCAUGCUGUGUCAGAAGCUAAGCACAAAUGAGCUAUGCUUUAGAACAGUAGAGAAAAUGCAGGACUCCAGAUGGGAAGCUUUUAAGAUUCACAGUGGCAUGGAAAGCUUAUCCCUCAUUCUGUUUACAGUCUCGUGUCCCGUCUACGUGGCCUAAAACCAGCCUUUUCCCCCAAAGGCUUUGGGGCAAACCCAAACAUGCAGUAGCAUUACAGACCUGACCCUCCACACCAAAGAUACCCUGGUGCUGCUGCUGGUGAGGCUGGUGCCCAAGGCCGGGGCCAGCAAGAAACUCCAGCCUGCUGUCUACCAAAGGAGGUGCCCGAGUUGGGUGCUUUUUCCAAACCCCCCUUUAUCCCUCCCUUUAAUGGGAUUAGGUACCUGUUCUAAGGCCGGGCCCAUUUCAAAGCCCCUGAAGCUUGCAGUAUGUUUUCAAACGAAAUCAUGUAAUUUCAUUUAUUUAGGAAGCAAAUUUUUUGAGUGCCUAUUAUGUGUGACAGUGUGCUGAGCUGGUCAAAGGGCUUGAUGUUGUUACUCCUGGGGAUUAGGAGUUCUGGAUGCCAGGACUCUCUAUUGAAGCCAAGUGGGGCCUAGGCAGCAGGAGCCAGUUCGUUGCCCACCACCUCUAGUCAGCUGGGUAGGAGCUGUUGACCUCCUACAGGAUGAAGUAUGGGUUGUUGUUUUUUUUUUUCUUUUUCUUUAAACCAUGAUGAUUUAUAUUUUUUCCUUAAAACUAGUUAGAGAAAAAUGUCUGUCCUUUAGCAAAUCACUCUGGUCCCUCCUGGAGCUGGGUGUUUUUAGAUUUUCUUUUUAAAGUAAGUUUUAUGUCAGAGUGUGGAUAGUGAGAUUUGCUUCAGGGCCUGUAGUUGGAAGCCCACAGCUUCCUUUGGUUUGGAGGGGUUGUGGGAGGCGGCCCCUGACUCGAAGUUUCAGACAGCUGGUCAGACUUGCCUCCGCCCUCUUGCCCCUGGGGUAGCUGCCUCACAGGAGGUUCUUGUAAGAGUUCCCCUUACAAGACCCUUUGGGGGUUGCUCUGCUGCCCUCAAGAAUAAAAGCCUCUAUGAUCCAGAGUUGCUAUGCACCAAAUUUUGAUGCCUUUUAAAUACCUUGAUGCCUGUAGCACUAGAAAUGCUUUCCUAUUUAAAAUAAAAGUUAAAUUUUAAAAUAGAGCUUUAUAUACUA
Leopardus geoffroyi (Geoffroy's cat) is the source of this 6245-nucleotide messenger RNA. RefSeq names its product nuclear factor of activated T cells 3 (gene NFATC3). Gene Ontology annotation, biological process: regulation of transcription by RNA polymerase II; calcineurin-NFAT signaling cascade; cytokine production. Gene Ontology annotation, cellular component: transcription regulator complex. Lineage: Eukaryota; Metazoa; Chordata; Mammalia; Carnivora; Felidae. Gene Ontology annotation, molecular function: transcription factor binding; DNA-binding transcription factor activity, RNA polymerase II-specific; RNA polymerase II cis-regulatory region sequence-specific DNA binding. The transcript is spliced from 10 exons. The record is from RefSeq and is a predicted model, not a curated record. Bases 895 to 4122 code for a protein of 1075 amino acids.